GCCUGGUCGCGGACCUCAAGUGGCAGAUCCGCUCUCACAAUUUGUGGCCUGCUUUCCAGCUGAGUAUAAAUACGAGAGUGCCUUGCCCCAAGAGCUCCAGGAACCUGCAGCACCCUCGACGGGCUGCAUCCUAACCGCUCUUUCUUGAACGGCAUCCAUAACUUCUUCACUCCUUCCUCACUGCUAGCCAUUAUGCGUCUACCUACGCUUCCUACCGCGCUCGCGGUGGGCGUUGCGUUUGCCCAGCAGACGCAGGCCGCCCGGCAGGUCUUUGCCCAUUACAUGGUUGGCGAUGUCACCGAAGAGCACGUCAGGCAGGAUAUCAUAGACGCAGCUGCGGCUGGCAUAUCCGGCUUCUCGCUCAACAUUGGCGACCCCGGCGCCGACUUCGUCGCGAACACCCUGAGCUACAUGUUCGCGCACGCGUACGAGAAUGGCUUCUACGUGCACAUCAGCAUGGACAUCAUCGCCUCUGGUGAUGCCGACGGCGGCCAUCCUCACUUGUUCGAUGACCUCCUCCGCGGCUACGUCGGCCAUGGUGGGUAUUACCAGGUCGACGGCAAACCGUUCGUUACGACCUUCAGCGAUGGCGGCCUCACGAAUGAUGAAUGGGAUGCGUGGAAACUGGACACCCUGGCAAACAAGCUCUACUUCUGCCCCGACUUCGAUGGCACGCCUGGCUACAACACGAGUGCCGACGGCUGGUGGGAUUACUGGGGGGAUACUGUCGACUGCGUGUUCAGCUGGGACGCGGCUUGGCAGCGUCGCGGCCCCGAAUACGCUGGGUCAGAGAGCCCCGGUUCUAUUGAGAUCGACCAGGCUGUCAUCGAGGACGCCAAGUCGCACGGCAAGGGCUACAUGAUGGGUCUGAGCCCGCUUCAGUACAAGAGCGCUUACUACACGAACGUGUACCGCCCUGGCGAGCUCGCUCUCCCUAAGCGCAUGGAGAACAUUCUCAACAUGGCUCAGCGCCCGGACUAUGUCUGCGUCAUCACCUGGAACGACGGCCCCGAAAGCCACUACAUCGGCAACAUCUGGCCUGAACAGAACACCGACCCCGACCCCGCUCGCUACGUGACCUCCGCCAAGGAAUGGUCGCACAAGGGAUGGCUCCCUCUCAUUCACUCCUUCUCUGACGCUUUCAUCAACGGUGGCGGUCCGUCGUCCAUGUCCGUUCCCUACGGCAACCAGGCCAGCGCCAUUGGUGUGAUGUGGUACAAGUCUGUCAUGCAAAGCACGAACUGUCCCAACGGCGACCACCCCGACGGCUGGGAACUCGGCGCCGACCAGCUCAACUGGGCCGUCGUCGUCGACCCCGGCACCGACACCUCCGGCUGGGUUCUCCGCGCGUUCAACGGCAAGGAGACCAUCGAGCACACGUCCUUCAAGAGCGGUCUGAAUUACGGUGCCUUCGUCCUCGAGACCGGCACACCGCACAUGACACUCUCUACCAACGACGCGAACUACAUCGCCUGGGGCGCUCGUGCUGUGACGACAGAUUGCCCUGACGGCAUCUUUAACAUGAACGAUGUUGUCGUUGCUCUGGACUCGGAGGCUUGUUUCGGCGCUUCUGACGCGUUGACCACUGCGCAGGAAGUUGCUUCGAAGAUCAUCGACGAUUAUUGGAACCCUGUCACGUGCAACGGCAGGGAUUGUCAUCAGGUCGGCGGCUACUUUGAUGGCGACGUUCACUGGCAUGGUGCAAACGGCGCCGAAAGCUACUUCACCCUGAUAGACCUUGCGGGCUCGAACUCGGAUUAUGAGCACGUUGCCGAGCAGUUCGACUCCGCCUACAACACCUGGGGCGCCUCCUCGUACUUCGCUGGUUCGUACGACGAUGCGGGUUGGCAUGCUCUGUACGAGAUCCGCGCUGCCGACUACGAGGGCAGCAGCGACCUCCAGCACAUGGACAACGCGAAGGAGAUCUACAGCUACAUGAACAACUGGGACGAUGAUUACUGUGGCGGCGGAGUCUGGUGGUCCAGCGACCACGACUACAAGAACACGGUCACCAACGGUCUCUUCAUGCAUCUCUCCGCCGCUCUCUACCUCAGGACGGGUACUAGCAGCUACCUCGACAACGCGAAGAAGACCUGGAACUGGCUCAAGAACUCCGGUCUUCGCCGCUCUGACGGCCUCUGGCUCGACGGUGCUCGUCAGUCCGGCAACUCUUGCAACCUCGACUCCAGCAGCCCUUGGACGUACAACCAGGGCAUCGUCGUCUCUGGUCUUGGCGUUCUCUACGCCGCCACCGGUGACGCCUCGUACCUCACUGAGGCUGAGAAGACCAUCGACGCCGUCGUCGCUGGCAUGAGCGAGGGCGGCAUACUUCGGGAGCCUUGCGACGACGCGUCCAGCAACAAUUGUAACUCCGACCAGCAGCUCUUCAAGGGUGUCUUCAUGAAGCACCUUGAGUACUACCUGGACCAGGCAAAUGACAAGGCCAGGACUGCAAAGUACUCUCAGUGGAUUUCUGCCCAGGCGUCUGGCAUCUACCACUAUGCCAUCGGCAGCAGCGGGGAGCCUGGCUCCGUCUGGUAUGCUGCCAACGAUGGCGGUUCUCAGUUCUCCGUCCCCGCCGCCCUCUCUGGCCUCAUGGGCCUCAUCGCGGCUGCCAAGUACGGCGCCGCUUCUUGCUACCAAGGGUAAAUGUGCAUUCUUUGGGCUCAUCUGGACAUUCAAAAACAACAUACUGUACACUCAAGGGUAGUAGUAAUUAUGGUGUAUGGGCAUGUUUGUUGUCAUCAUCUCUCAUUCCAAAUCUCGAUUGCCUCUUCUCUGCGAUAUCCGCG
Schizophyllum commune H4-8 is the source of this 2792-nucleotide messenger RNA. RefSeq lists its product as uncharacterized. Gene Ontology annotation, molecular function: glucan endo-1,3-alpha-glucosidase activity. The transcript is spliced from 18 exons. NCBI's taxonomy places the organism in Eukaryota, Fungi, Basidiomycota, Agaricomycetes, Agaricales, Schizophyllaceae. Gene Ontology annotation, biological process: carbohydrate metabolic process. The record is from RefSeq and is a predicted model, not a curated record. The coding region runs from base 193 to 2649 and encodes 818 amino acids.